CAGCAAAGUAUGAUCUCCAACCUCCUUACAAAUAGCUAAACCUUUAAUUCUAGUUUAUUUGAUUAUUCCUUUGCUGCAUUAACCUUCUUAUGUACAGUUCACUCAUCUAUUUUGAUAAUGUGUUUUGUUGUUUUUUGCUGCCAAUAUUUUUUAAGAGCUCAUCAUGGAUUUGGUUGGGUUGGAGAGUGGGCAAAUACAGGGUCUGAAGCAAAUCGGAAGCCAGCUGGGCCUAUUGAGGCGAUUCUGAUUGAGACACUCCACCAUGCAGACAGGGAGAAGACAGAAUCCUUAAUUCUUGAACUAGUCUUGUGGCUUAACUAUUUGAUAGGCCAAUCAAAGGCUGGUGCAAAAGAUGGUGGCAAGAGAACUCCAAUUAAUUCACCCCUCCUGGAAGCAAAUCAGCAGCCCAUGCAAGAAGCGGCUAAUGCUUUGUCACCAAUUUUAAGCAUUGAAGACCAGGAGAUGUUGCAGGAUGUUAGCAACAGAAAACAGAGAGGAAUCAGUAAGAGUCAGGACUUCGACUCUCCAAAAAACACGUUAAGAAAGCAUGACAGACUAAGCAAAAGUAGCAGUCACUCUCCUACAAGGGGAAGCGAUGAAGUGAUCUCUAUGAAGAGGCAUUCCUCAAGCAUUCUUGCUCUUAAUUUUGGUCGCGACAAAGAGAAAGCAUUGGGUGUCAUUGAUAGGGACGACACCCAGAUGUAAGUUACGUUGUUAUAUGUAUGUAUAUAGACACAAUACACAUCAUCAAGAGUGAGGGCAAAUCUGAAAAUUCGUUAUUAAUGAGGCGGAGCCUACCUGUGUACGUGUGUUGAUAGUUGGGCUGUAUGUAGAAUGGAAUGGUACCCAUUUCUGUUGUUUUUGUCUAGCCAGAGAUUUUAUUGUUUGCUUAUAAGAUCUGCAAGGAAUUCCGAUUGUUUUUUUGUUGCGGAAAAGAGGGAAAAUGAUCAACAGCAAGGAUGCUUUGUGUACAGACUACCAAAGUAUUUCAUGGUAAUUUAUGGGUUGGAGUCGAAGAUUAUGUAUCAAGCCAGAACCAGU
Ilex paraguariensis (yerba mate) is the source of this 1041-nucleotide messenger RNA. NCBI's taxonomy places the organism in Eukaryota, Viridiplantae, Streptophyta, Magnoliopsida, Aquifoliales, Aquifoliaceae. The record is from the annotation of a GenBank genome assembly.